Colletotrichum spaethianum is the source of this 3129-nucleotide messenger RNA. Its product is annotated as DNA repair protein RAD16. Bases 1 to 3129 code for a protein of 1042 amino acids. NCBI's taxonomy places the organism in Eukaryota, Fungi, Ascomycota, Sordariomycetes, Glomerellales, Glomerellaceae. Gene Ontology annotation, molecular function: DNA binding; metal ion binding; ATP binding. The transcript is spliced from 3 exons. The record is from RefSeq and is a predicted model, not a curated record.
AUGACUGGCCGCCGUGCUCGUGCUGCUCUCGCUGCAGACUCACCCGACGCUACCCCUCUCACGGGUACAGGCCGCCGCCUCACCAGGUCUGCUUCGGCCAAGAACCUUGCAGCGCCGGCUCAGCCUGCCAUUUCAACCCCUUCCAUCGCGAAGAGAGGCAGAGGCCGACCUAGCAAGGCCUCUUCACUCGCCAAUGAUUCGACUUCCUCAGCUCCCUCUGCUGCUGCAUCUGCCGACUUCACCUCAGCGAGCGAGGACUCUACCCCGGCAACUAGUAAUGUCGCCACACCCGCUCCGUCCAUCGCCGCAGAUGGUCUAAGGCCUCGGAAGUCGGCCUCCAAGAUUGAGAUCCAGCUCCCUACCGCUGCUGGGCUGCAGAGCGAGCGCGCUCUGCGUCGGAGCCAGUACUCCAUGGCACCCAUCAAGCGUAAGCGAUCUGAGGCUGGGGAUAGCAAUGACGAUGAUGACGAAGAGUAUUCCGACAAUGAUCGCGAUGCCAUCGUCGCUCGUCGUUUACAGAAGGAGGAGAACCGUAAGGCUGCUACGACUACUCGACUUUCAGAUGCCGACCUUGCUAGACGUCUGCAGGAGGAGGAGUACGAGAUGGAAGAAUCCGAUGCUCCCAUCGCUACUCAACGCGGUCGACGCAAUCCGACUUCUACCAAGACUCUUAUCGCUGACAGUGACGACGAAAUGUCGGAAGACAUGCCCCUUGCUGCUCGAGCCAAAGCUGGCGGUCGCCAACGGGGCAGACCUGCCAAGAACAACACCUCUGUUGCGCCGCGACCCACAAAGAAGCAAAAGAAGGUGCUUUUUGACUCUGGCGAUGAAGAUGAACUGGCUGAAACCAUUCACGAUGACGAGCAGGAGGUUGGUGACUUUGACCUCUCGUCGGAUAACGAACUCGACGAGAAUCCCAAGAAAUCAUCAACCAAGGGCAAGGAGCCUAUCAGAAGGACUAGAAACACCGCUUCCUCUUCGGCUCAGCCCCCUGCAGCGCUUGAGGAGCUUGCUGAUGAUGAUGAUGACGACUUAUCGAGCCUUUCGAGCUUCCUCUCCGAUGCCACCGACGUUACUGAUGCCGCCUCGGCUGUCUCGACAGCGUCGGAUAGUGACGGACGCCGCCAGAACGCCGUUGCCAGGCAGUCCCGCGGACGACGUGCUUACCAACGUGGCUCCAAGCGACGAGGUCAGCUCGAGCGUGACAGAUUAGUGCACCAUCACCCCGAGCUUCUGACCAUGUGGCAGGAGCUCGAGGCUUUGCCGCCUCUGAGACCCGAGAAGAUUGCACAGCCCAAGCAAAUCUCACGCCAGCUCAAACCCUUCCAGCUCCAGGGUGUUGCGUGGAUGAUUGCCAUGGAGCAGACCGAAUACAAAGGUGGCCUCCUCGGCGAUGAGAUGGGCCUCGGCAAGACCAUUCAAGCGGUCUCCCUGAUCAUGUCCGAUUUCCCCUCCAAGAAACCGUCUCUGGUCUUGGUUCCGCCCGUCGCGCUGAUGCAGUGGCAGUCGGAAAUUGCCGCCUACACUGACGGCACGCUCAAGACGUUCGUCUAUCAUGGUUCCUUGUCCAAGGCAAAAAAUGUAACUCUGAAGGAUCUCAAGAAGUUCGAUGUCAUCAUGAUGUCUUACAACAGUCUGGAGUCUAUGUAUCGCAAACAAGAGAAGGGCUUCACCCGCAAGGACGGCAUCUACAAGGAGAAGAGUCUGAUUCACCAGAUUGAGUUCCAUCGCAUCAUCCUUGACGAGGCCCACAGCAUCAAGACUCGAACCACCAUGACGGCAAAGGCCUGCUUCGGUCUCAAGACCGACUUCAGAUGGUGCUUGACCGGCACCCCGUUGCAGAACCGCAUUGGAGAAUUCUUCUCCUUGAUUCGCUUCCUCCAGGUUAAGCCCUUUGCAUCGUACUUCUGCAAGCAGUGCCCUUGCGCCAGCUUGGACUGGGACCUUGACGAUGACCAUCGAUGCCGCAAGUGCCACCAUGCCGGCAUGCAGCAUGCUUCCGUAUUCAACCAAGAGCUGCUGACUCCCAUUCAGAAGUGGGGCAAUAGGGGAGAAGGCGCAGAUGCCUUCCGGAAGCUUCGUACGAUGACCGACCGCAUUAUGCUUCGCCGUCUGAAGAAAGAUCACACCGAUUCCAUGGAGCUCCCCGUCAAGGAGAUCUACGUUGAUCGCCAAUUUUUCGGCGAAGUGGAGAACGACUUUGCGAACAGCAUCAUGACGAACGGCCAGCGCAAGUUCGAUACUUACGUCGCUCAGGGUGUGUUGCUCAACAACUAUGCCAACAUCUUCGGUCUCAUCAUGCAGAUGCGACAGGUUGCCGAUCAUCCUGAUCUGAUCCUACGGAAGAAUGGUGAGGGCGGUCAGAACACACUCAUGUGCAACUUGUGCGACGAAGUCGCCGAGGAUUGCAUCAGGAGCCGUUGCAAGCAUGAUUUCUGUCGCGCCUGUGCCAGAACCUGGCUCGCGGCUAACGAUCAACCCGACUGCCCCAAGUGCCAUAUCCUAUUAGCCAUCGACUUGGAGCAGCCCGAGAUCGAGCAGAACGAGGCCGACGUGAAAAAGUCGUCGAUUAUCAAUCGAAUCAAGAUGGAGGAGUGGACCUCGUCGUCCAAGAUUGAACUUCUCGUCCAUGAACUUCAUAAGCUCCGUUCCGACAACGCGUCUCACAAGUCCAUCAUCUUCUCGCAGUUCUCUUCCAUGCUUCAGCUCAUUGAAUGGCGUCUCCGUCGUGCCGGCAUCACCACUGUCAUGCUGGACGGCAGCAUGAACCCUGCACAGCGUCAAGCAUCCAUCAACCACUUCAUGACAAAGACCGACUGCGAGUGUUUCCUUGUAUCUCUCAAGGCUGGCGGUGUGGCCCUGAAUCUCACAGAAGCUUCGCGCGUCUUCAUUGUUGACCCCUGGUGGAACCCUGCGGCCGAGUGGCAGUCUGCUGAUCGCUGCCACCGCAUCGGCCAGACGCGCCCUUGCACCAUCACCCGUCUCUGCAUUGAGGAUUCUGUCGAGAGCCGCAUGGUUCUGAUUCAGGAGAAGAAGACCAACAUGAUCAACUCCACUGUCAAUGCCGACGACAAGGCCAUGGAGUCCCUGAGCCCCGAGGACAUGCAGUUCCUCUUCCGUGGAUCUUAA